Molecule: messenger RNA, 2914 nt
Organism: Episyrphus balteatus (marmalade hoverfly)
Lineage: Eukaryota; Metazoa; Arthropoda; Insecta; Diptera; Syrphidae
Product: CLK4-associating serine/arginine rich protein
Exons: 7
Coding region: 202-2883 (893 amino acids)
Source: RefSeq, a predicted model, not a curated record
AAAGCAAGCAAAAAAUUUGACAGAUAAAUUUUCAAUUUUCCGUAUGUACUCUUUUGUGGUGUGGCUUGCGGCGUUUUUCAAUUAUAUAUUUUUUGGUUGCGAUUUGUAUAAUUUUUAAAGAAAUACUAGCAAAUAUUUCCAUUCAUAUAAGCAAAGCAAUACAUUAAUAAGUGGAUGUUUAGUUAAAAAACUAAAACAAAUAUGUGGCAUGAGGCUCGAAGACAAGAACGGAAAAUCCGUGGAAUGAUUGUCGAUUACAGAAAAAGAGCCGAACGCAGACAAGAUUUUUAUGAAAAAAUUAAAGCUGAUCCAACACAAUUUAUUCAAUUGCACGGACGAAAAUGCAAAAUUCAUUUAGAUCCAGCAGUAGCAGCAGCAGGCGACGGCGCCGCCAUCAUAGUCCCAUGGCAAGGACAACAGGACAAUCUUAUCGAUCGAUUUGAUGUACGUGCUCAUUUGGACUACAUACCAGUGGCACCCAAAAUCACUGCUUGUGAGGAGAUUGGAUCCGAUGAAAGACAGUGUAAUUACGAACGAUAUCGCAUCUUGGCUCAAAAUGAUUUCUUAAAUCUGCCUGAGGAAAAGUUCUUGCAUCAGUUAUACCUAGAAGAGCAGUAUGGGGCUAAUGCACAGCUAGAGGCCGAAAGAAACUUGGGCAAGAAAAAGCAAUCCGGAGCUGCCAUAGCUUACUCCUAUGACGAUGCGGAUGGCUCAACACCCUUUAGCCAUAUUCCGAGCGCGACAGUGCAAAAUAAUGACGACGACAAUGAUUCUGUGGGAUCCGAAAUUGAUAUGGACGUCUCUAUCGAUAUUUCUAAGCUUGAUACAGCCCAAGCACAUGAACUGAAUGCCUGUGGCAGAAAUUAUGGCAUGCUAAGCAACGAUUUCUAUUCCUAUCUGACCAAAGAUGUAGAUGAAGCAGACGCAAUUCGUCUAGCCCGCGAGGAGGAACAAGAGAAAAUGAUGCUAAGUGGAAGAAAGAGCCGUAGGGAACGUCGAGCACAAAAAGAGAGACGUGUUGCCGGACGGCCACUCAGUCCACCGAGUUAUGCGGCAAAGGAGGAGACAACAGGAGACACUCAGGAAAAUGAAAGCGAUUCGAGGUCACCGUCACCGGAGAAUUCCGGAAAAAUAACGUACAUAACAUCUUUUGGAGGCGAAGACGAACUCCAACCACAUUCGAAAAUUCUGAUUAACCUAAAUAAAGGAGGUAAACCGAUUGCAGGUAGUAGUUUAUCGCAUGUUGGACAAAUAACCUAUGCUCAAAAGGUUAAAGAAAAUCUAGAAAAACUUAAACAGGUCAACGAAAGAAGACCUGAGAGACCAAAACAGUAUCAGUAUCGAAGUCGUAGUAAAAGCCGAAGUCGUGGGCGCUAUCGCCGAAGUUUUAGCAGAUCGAAAAAAAGCAGAAGGAGUAGAAGUAGGUCCCGAGGAAGAAGGUAUCGUCGUUCGAGAUCAAGAUCUAGACGUUCGCGGUCUAGAUCCCACCGCAGAAGGCGAUACAGUUCAUCGUCAAGUAGAUCUAGCCACUCAUCGUCGGGAUAUCGAUGCGAAAGAAAUAGAUAUUCGCCAAAAAAACAGAGUACAUCAAAAUUGGCGGGAGUAAAAACUUGGCCAUCUGAAAAGGCUGCCGAGGUUGCGCCUCCUUCUCAAUUAAUUCCUUCUUCUACCGUGACAGAGUCGCCUUCAGUGGGACCUCCAAUGAUUCAAUAUCCUAUAUUACCAAUACAUAGGAAUAUUGCUGCCGUACAGAUGAAACCAGCACCAGUAAAAAUAAAAAUCGAGAUGCCUCAGCCACUGCCCGAAGAACCACCACCUAUAAAGAGAUACUACGGUCGCAAAAGGCCCGGAGACACCUCAGACUCUGAUGAAGAAGGCACUGGGGCUGCCGGGGAAUCAGAAGAUGACAAUAGUAAUGAUGACGACCAAGAAGAUCAAGGACUUAUGGACGUUGAAACAUCAUCAGAUAAAUCAUAUCCGUUCCCCCAUUCAUCUGGUGCGGGGGUAGGCUUCGGAGAUGGGUCUUCUGGUACUGGUAAACAGAGUAGCAAAAAUCUUCUCACAGCACAUGGCACAAAUCUUUCUAGCUCUACCGAGACCAAAGUAUCGAGUAAUGGUGGCAAUGGAAACAAAAUAGUCUUAAACCCACGAGAGAGGUUGAAACGCAAGAUGCAAAUUCUUCUGAAUAAACAAUAUAAAGCUGACAAAAAAGCUGAAAUCGAGAAGACUGAACGUCAACUUCAACAGCAACAAGAACGAGAAGAUGAGAUGCGGGAGUUGGCUCUUAAACUUCGACGAAGACAAAGAGAACUUCGCCACAAGUAUGGAACUCCAAAAUCGAGUGACGGAGGAAAAUCUUCCGAUGAAGAAUCCGCCGAUGCAACUAAAAUGAAAAUCAGGAGCCGUUCAGCUUCUCAAUGCAGUAAAAAAUCAUCAAAAAGCACCCGAAGCAAUCACAGAAACAGUCGUGAUCGAGAACCUGAUAGAAUGCGAUCAAGGAGAAGUUGUAGUAGAGGGAGACAUCGUGAAAGAACACGAAGUUGUAGUCGAUCAAAUCAUAGACAAAGGCGAAGAAAUUCACGAUCAAGGAGUAGGAAUCGUCGUAGUAAUUCUCGAAAACGUAUACGAAGUCCAGAUCGUUCUAGAUACCGCCGCGAUCCUGACCAUUCACGUACUCGUAGGUCUAGGUCUAGAUCUAGAUCCAAAAAUCGAACCACAACGUCUAGCAGAUAUAGAGAAACCACAAAUCGUUACCCACCUUCUUCCAGGAACUAUGAUCGAGGUUCGGGCAAUUCAACACAAGCUAAUGAAUGUGAGAGAAGUAACCGGAACAAAAUUGUUAUUUCAGCUCCACCAAAGUUAAAAAAACUGGUCGACUAUUGAAAUCGUAGCAUGUGACUUUUAAUUUAUCAAC